GGUGCAUUAUUAGAUCAUGUUUUUUCUAUUGGAGAUAAAUACAUAAAUAUUGGCUGGUCAAAAGAUGCCUUGAUCGAUUACAUUAAAAAACAAAAAUGUUCAGCUAAUAAUCCAAUUAGAAUAUCAUACAAAAAUACAGGUGAAUUACCAGCACCAUUAAAGCUUGGAGAACCUGAGGAAUGGUACAAACGACAAAAAUAUAACCCAGUAGAUGCUAUUUGUCUUAAUCACUAUCUAGCAACAGCUUCUAGCUCCACACCUGUUAGUUUACUUUGCUCAAUUUUUGGCAAGUUUAAAGACUUAUGUAAUGAAGCUUCAGAAAGUGAAGAUAAUCUUUUCGCCCUUAAAUUUUGUUUUGAAAUGUCAGAAUGUUAUAAUUCUGAAUCGGAACGUCAGGCUAUAGCAAAUAGAAUGUUAUCUAAAUAUCUCAACCAUUUUGUACAACCAAUUGUGUUAUCUGAAAAAGGUUACCGUUACCGUACUGACGGCACUGUAUCUUAUGGUCCCAAUGCAUAUCGUGAGCUUAAUGUAGAAUAUAGAAAGUAUAACUGUAGCUCUGAUGCUUGUCCUUAUCUUGAAAAUUGUGGAUAUUUUUUAGCUUUCUGCAAGGAAAUGGAAAAUCAUCCUGCCUACAGUGUGACUAAUUUUCCAUGCUUUUUAGUUGUAAUAUCUGGGCCUUACUUUUCUAUUUCUGGUGCUGUGUUUGCAAAUGUUGCUAUAGUAGACCCGCUUACUGUAGUCUUUCCCCUUAUUUGGCAAAAAUAUGAUGUAACAAUGAUGAUAUCAAUUUCCAGAACAUUUCGUGCUUUAAAAAUCUCUCUCCAACUUCUCGAUCAAUAUUAUGCUAAUGUUGAUAAAUUAAUUCAAGACGUACCUCAAGCUGCCCAUCCCGUGCAUCCUUCAUUUCCAAAAGUAAUUAUAGAUGAUAAAUCUUACGUGGUUCAAAUUAAUUGCCAACUCAGCACAUUUCUUCUUUGGGAUAUUACACUUGUAAAUGAACAAGGACCUCUUUUUACAAGCUGCGUGAAAGCUGUUCAAAAGCAUCAAUAUUCACUUGAUACACAUCAACUCUUAGCCGAAGUUGGAUAUGCCCCAAAGGUCCUUGCUACUUCAUUCCUUCCUGGAAAUUGGCUUUUGAUUUAUAUGGAAUGUCUGAGCGAUCAUUCAAUGUUACAUAAUAUCUCUUACCUUGACGAUUCAGAACGAAAUUCUUUAAAAAAGAAAAUAAAAGAAGUUGUCGAGUAUUUGCAUAAUUUAGGACACGUCCAUGGAGACUUGCGUGAAGAAAAUAUACUAGUUAGACAACUUGAAGAUAAUGAAUUUGAUGUGAAGUUAAUCGAUUUUGAUUGGUCUGGAAAGGUUGGUUCUGCACGUUAUUCUCCCUUUAUGAAUCAUGAAGAUAUUCAAUGGCCAGAUGGAGCAGAAGAUUUUAAACCAGUUACAAAAAACCAUGACCUUUUUAUGUUAGAGCAGACUUUUCGGAAAAAAAAUUUGUUAUAG
This is a messenger RNA of Racocetra persica, 1500 nucleotides long. NCBI's taxonomy places the organism in Eukaryota, Fungi, Glomeromycota, Glomeromycetes, Diversisporales, Gigasporaceae. The record is from the annotation of a GenBank genome assembly.